UAGAUACCCUUAUAUGAAGUUUUGAAUUGAUCACUGCGAUUGGAUUGGUUUGUGUGAAUGGGCGCGCAUCACACACACAGAGCUAGAAUUUCAUUGACAGACGGAAUCCUCCCGAACAUUCUAAACAAGUUGGUUUUCUGCGUCAGCCGAGUCACGAGGCUGACACAGAAUUGAGUCUACGCGUGAGUAAGCGAAGUGGCGCAACACCUCUUGUCCUGGUUCGCAACAGCAGACAAGUAUCAGUCACUCGUUAUUAAGUCUCUCGUAUUAUCUACGCUAAACUUUCGUCGUUCCUUGCAUUAUUAUCUAUUUGUAAUGCCUAUCAUCGCAGAAGACCCCAACUUAGCCGUUCCACCAGACUUCGAGUCGGAAGAAUACACUCUAGCUCGUGCUCAGCUCAUUAACGAAACGACGAACGACCAGCAGGCCGCCGAAAUAUUGGACAACCUGUGGCAUAUCCAAAACAAUGCAGACAGAUGUCGGUGGUCAGCCAGGAUUCGUGAGGAAGCUGAAGAAGCCGAAGAAGAGCGCAGACGUAUCGCAGAAGAGGAAGCACAGCGGCAACAAACACUCCUUACCGAGCAAGAAGCUGCUGUUUUAGAAGAACGGAAAAAGAACAAAUCCAAGUAUGCACCAAUCCGCAACACUGAAGUUCCGUCCAACCCGAUCAUCCUUCCAUGUCAAUAUGCUGUCUGGAAAAUGAAAUCAGGCGACUACUGCGAACUCUUCUACUUCACGAACAGCGGCUUAGAAGAAGCUUCUUGGAACACCUUUACAGCUGAUGAAGACGCCCUAAUAAUGCUACCUACUGCUGAUGGAAUGCACAAGUGGAUUCCGGCCGGUGCCGCUCGAGAUCCCAAAGUGCAGAUAGUAAAGGAUGAGAACCUUACUUGGGAGCAAUUUAACGAAGCAGCGCCUCGAAUGAUUGUACUAAUGAAAGAAAAUGACUGGCCAGAUGAUAGGGUAGCCAUGCACGUCUCAUUUUGGUCCGUAUUACAAAACCAUCGCUGGAGACACGAUUUCGAUACUCAUAAACAGCGAGUGCUGUUGCUAUACCAAGCCCAACAGCAGUUCCAACAGCUGGAGCCUAGCUAA
Molecule: messenger RNA, 1095 nt
Organism: Suillus bovinus
Lineage: Eukaryota; Fungi; Basidiomycota; Agaricomycetes; Boletales; Suillaceae
Exons: 2
Coding region: 316-1095 (259 amino acids)
Source: RefSeq, a predicted model, not a curated record